Messenger RNA from Oncorhynchus masou masou (cherry salmon), 3366 nucleotides. RefSeq names its product protein SPT2 homolog. The record is from RefSeq and is a predicted model, not a curated record. The coding region runs from base 21 to 413 and encodes 130 amino acids. Lineage: Eukaryota; Metazoa; Chordata; Actinopteri; Salmoniformes; Salmonidae. The transcript is spliced from 2 exons.
AUGGCGACUCUGGCUGCUCCAUGCCGACUGGCGACUCUGGCUGCUCCAUGCCGACUGGCGACUCUGGCUGCUCCAUGCCGACUGGCGACUCUGGCUGCUCCAUGCCGACUGGCGACUCUGGCUGCUCCAUGCCGACUGGCGACUCUGGCUGCUCCAUGCCUCUGGCUGGCGACUCUGGCUGCUCCAUGCCGACUGGCGACUCUGGCUGCUCCAUGCCGACUGGCGACUCUGGCUGCUCCAUGCCGACUGGCAGCUCCAUGCAGACUGGCAGCUCCAUGCAGACUGGCAGCUCCAUGCAGACUGGCAGCUCCAUGCAGACUGGCAGCUCCAUGCAGACUGGCAGCUCCAUGCAGACUGGCAGCUCCGGCUGCGCUAAACAGGCAGGAGACUCCGGCAACGCUGUAGAGGCGUAAGGCUCUGGCAGCGCUAAACAGGCGGGAGACUCCGGCAGCGCUGGAGAGGCGAGGCGCACUGUAGGCCUGAUGCGUGGUGCUGGCACUGGUGGUACUGGGCCGAGGACACGCACAGGAAGCCUGGUGCGGGGAGCUGCCACCGGAGGGCUGGGGUGUGGAGGUGGUACUGGGUAGACCGGACCGUGCAGGCACACUGGAGCUCUUGAGCACCGAGCCUGCCCAACCUUACCUGGUUGAAUACUCCCGGUCGCUCUGCCAGUGCGGCAAGGUGGAAUAGCCCGCACUGGGCUAUGCAGGCGAACCGGGGACACCGAGCGUAAGGCUGGUGCCAUGUAAGCCGGCCCAAGGAGACGCACUGGGGACCAGAUGCGUAGAGCCGGCUUCAUGGCAUUUGGCUCGACGCUCAAUCUAGCCCGGCCGAUACGCAGAGCUGGAAUAGAACGCACCAGACUAUGCACCCGCACUGGAGACGCCGUGCGCACCACAGCAUAACACAGUGUCUGCCCGGUCUCUCUAGCCCCCCGGUAACCACAGGAAGUUGGCGUAGGUCUUCUACCUAGCGUCGCCAUACUCCCUGUGAGCCACCCCCAAGAUUUUUUUUGGGCUGACUCCCGGGCUUCCUAUCGGGCCGCCGUGCUUGCUUCACCAACUCCAUUUUUCUAUACCCCUCUUCGCACUGCUCCAGCGAAUCCCAAGCGGGCUGCGGCACUCCUCCUGGGUCGGCUGCCCACCUGUCUAUUUCCUCCCACGUAGUGUGGUCCAGAAUCUGCUCCCAUGUCCUUUCCUCUCUUUGUUGCUCCUGCUGCCGCUGUUGCAUGUUACCACGCCGCUUGGUCCUGUUGUGGUGGGUGUUUCUGUCACGGCUUUCCUUGUGGGAAGGAGGAGCGGACCAAAAUGCAGUGUAGUUGUGAUUAAUUUUAUUUUAAUAAAGAACUAUACACGAUAAACUAACAAAAUAACAAAUGUGCGCAAACAGCCCUAUCUGGUGCAAAACACAGAGACAGGAACAAUCACCCACAAACACACAGUGAAACCCAGGCUACCUAAAUAUGGUUCCCAAUCAUAGACAAUGACUAACACCUGCCUCUGAUUGAGAACCAUAUCAGGCCAGACAUAGAAAUAGACAAACAAGACAUCCAACAUAGAAUGCCCCCUCAGAUCACACCCUGACCAACGAAAACAUAGAAACAUACAAAGUAAACUAUGGCCAGGGCGUGACACCCGUAACGUUUUUUUUAAACAAAUGAGUAACAAACAAAAGCUGAAAUGUCUUGAGUCAGUAAGUAUUCAACUCCUUUGUUAUGGCAAGCCUAAAUAAGUUUAGGAGUAAACAUUUGCUUAACAAGUUGCCCAUUUGGGCAUGGUGAAGUUAUUAAUUAUACUUUGGAUGGUGUAUCAAUACACCCACUCACUACAAACUCAGUUGCCGGAAAGGAAGGAAGGAUUUCUCCAAGAAACCAAUGGAGACUUUAAAACAGGUACAGAGAUUAACGGCUGUGAAAGGAGAGAACUGAGGAUGGAUCAACAACAUUCUAGUUAUUCCACAAUACUAACCUAACUGACAGAGUGAAAAGAAGGAAUCCUGUACAGAAUACAAAUAUAAUAGAAAAUGCAUUGUGUUUGCAACAAAAGCACUAAAGUAAUACUUCAAACAAUAUGGCAAAGCAAUUCACUUUUUGUUCUGAAUAAAAAAGUCUUAUGUUUGGGACAAAUCCAAUACAACACAUUACUGAGAACCACUCUCCAUAUUAUCAAGCAUCGUUGUGCCUUCAUCAUGUUAUGGGUAUGCUUGUAAUGGUUAAGAACUGGGGAGUGUGUUACGACUUCCGCCGAAGUCGGCCCUUCUCCUUGCUCGGGUGGUGUUCGGCGGUCGACGUCACUGGCUUUCUAGUCACCACCGAUCCAUGUUUCAGUUUCGUUUUGUUUUGUCUGUAUUACACACACCUGGUGUUCCCAUAUCAUGUUCCUUAUUUAACCCUCUGGCAUACAUUUCUGUUCUGUCUGUGAUUGUUGGUGUCUUAAGUGGUUGUUGUAUGUGCUAGUGUGUAUGUAUGUUCUUAUUUGGAAUUUUUGCUUGACUUUUUGAGUAAACUCCGUUCCGCAACAUCUCUGCACCCAAUCACUGACAGUUUUUCUGAAUAAAAAAUACAUUGAAUGGACCUAAUUCUAGAAAACCUGGCCCUGUCUGCUUUCCACCAGACACGGGUGGCUUUAGAAUCUCAAAUAUAUUUUGAAUUGUUUAACACUUUUUUGGUUACUACACGACUCCAUAUGUGUUAUUUCAUAGUUUUGAUGUCUUCACUAUUAUUCUACAAUGUACAAAAUAGUACAAAUAAAGAAAAACCCUUGAAUGAGUAGGUGUGUCCAAACUUUUGACUGGUGCUGUAUAUAUUAUUAUUAUUAUUUUGACAUAAAACACCGUAAAAAUACCAGCAAAUCAGCUCCAAGUGAUUUUAGUUUUGGAAAUCUGUUCCAAAGUAUUCCCUAUAUUUGUGACCGUAUACAAAUGUUUGCAUGGUUUGAAAAGAUAAUAUUUUAAUAAAACAUGUAUUUAUACUUCCUGUGGUCAAUUUGCAGUUAUUCAAAUUAUUUGCAAUAAUGUUCCGGCCCCCUGAUUUUUUUUUUUUAAAUAAAUCACCCCACGGGUGGAUCUAAUUUGAUAAUCCCUGUCUUAGACUUACCGAGAAAGACUGACUGCUGUAAUCGCUGCCAAAGGUGCUUCUACAAAGUAUUGACUCAGAGGUUUGAAUACUUAGGUUAAUGAAAUAUUUCUGUGUCAUUUCAAAUACAUUUGUUAAAAUAAAAACAUUUUGUUCACUUUGUCAUUAUUGUGUAGAUUAUCAUGUUUUAAAUUUUGUUUGAUCCAUUUUGAAUUCAGGCUAUAACACAUCAAAAUGUGGAAUAUAUCAAGGGGUAAGACUAAAUUCUGAAGGCACUGUUUCCCCCCCUAAUU